AUGAACAGGACUUACGUGUCCAAAUAUUUUGACCAAUUGGAGAAUGUCUUGAAGCAGAACGACCUGACCAACAAGCCUGAAAACUUGUGGAAUAUGGAUGAAACUGGAUGUUCAUUGUCUCACAAUCCUGGUUUCAUCAUUGCUAAAACCGUAUUUGGGCCUUUUAAAAAGGCUUAUAAUAAGGUGUGUGGCGAUUUAAUGAAUGAAAAUCCAGGGACUGUGGUGUCUAAAGGGACAUUUUGUGGCCUAUUAGAGAAAGCCUGGGUCCGAAGUAUGACUGCAGCAAAUCUGAAAAGCGGGUUCCGGGCAUGUGGAGUGUACCCCUUUGGUGCGCACGACAUUCCAAAUGCGGCAUUCCAUCCAAACUCUGCAACACGGCUGCAGAGCAGGGCAAGCAACACAGCUUCCGUAUCAGCUACAGCAACAGUGUCUGCCGAAACUGCCGAUGUACCGGUGUCCCUCUACCCUACGGUAACCAUCUCAGUGUCUGCCGAUGAACCAGUGUCCCUCCACCCUACGGUAACCACCCCAGUGUCCGCCGAUGAACUGGCGUCCCUCCACCCUACGGUAACCACCCCAGUGUCUGUCGAUGUACCGGUGUCCCUCCGCCCUACGGAAUCGGUGAAUGCGAGCUUUCCCUUCACCAAUUCUUCAUCACCCAAUGACACGGAUGCAGAUGUGAUGUCCUACCCGACACCAAAAACACAAUUAGGAAAAAGGAAGAAGGAUGCUGUUAAGCGAUACUUUGGGCUGACUAUGCCAGGACAAAAGAAUUACAGAUGUGCAUGCUGCAACAAGCAGACAAAACCAGAGGGAAGGCGUCACAUUACUGGGGAGACCUACAAAUCGUACAGAGAGUACUUGAAUAUCACCAACAAUGAUGAAACUCUAACAACAUGUGGGAAAUGCUACAUAAAAUUCCGUAGAACAUCAGAUGAACAUUUACCAGUAGUUGGAGAGCCUGUUCAAGUGCCAAGCAACAUAUGUGAUGUUGACUAUAUUCCAAAAACUAAAAGACAAAAAGCAGAAGGUAUUGUGAGUCCUAAAAACAUUGCACUGCCAAUAGGAAGUACUGGUAAGAGCCACUCAACAUGCUGUGUAUGCAAGCGCCGGGGACAUAAACUUAUUGUGGUACCAUCUGAUUGCCGCUACAGGUUGUUUGUAGAGAAUGGAAAAUUACUAUUGGCGGGUGCAAGAUGCUGUAUAGGUCACCUUGAUGAUGGUUUCUUUACUGAUCAUGCAUUAACAAACUACCUUGGAGAUUCUUUCAAAGGACAGGACCACUCAAACCUUAACAGGAGUGACACUAUGGAACUGAUUAAUAAUGUAAGGUCAAUUGCCAUAAAUAAUCAAAAGUACAGAAUAGAUUUCAAUCAAGGUAGUUCACUACAAGAUUCGGAUUACCUAAGUCUGACAGGAAUCACAAAAGAGAACUUUGAUGAUGUUUGCUCACAUAUUAAAGACAGUAAUAUCAGAUCAACAAAGAACAGAACAAUGCGGACAUGUGUUGCCCUACUGUUAGUUAAACUACGUGCAGGUAUUUCAAACAAACUGCUCUCAACACUCUUUAACAUUGGGAAAUCUAGUGUACAACGAGCCAUUGUUUCGGCUAGGAAAGCAUUGUCUGAGCAUUUUACUAGGAACUAUGUAGGAUUCCAACAUAUUACUGGAAAUGAAGUGAUUAAGGAGCAUACCAGACCCUUGGCUCAGGAGCUUUUUGGCAGUAUUAUAAACAAGCCUGCAAUUCUUGUCUUGGAUGGAACAUACAUCUAUAUCCAAAAGUAUCACAACUUCAAAUUCCAGAGACGAUCAUACAGCAUGCAUAAGAAUAGACCCCUGGUGAAGCCCAUGAUGUAUGUAACUACCACUGGAUAUAUUGUUUCUGUUCUUGGACCCUACCUAGCAGAUUACAAGAACAACGAUGCCAAUAUCCUGAAACACAAUGUCAAAGGAAACAUGGAGAAUUUGACGGAGUGGAUAAAGGAAGAGGAUGUCAUGGUUGUUGACAGAGGGUUUAGGGAUUCCAUCGAUAUGCUGACAGAAAUGGGUAUCCACACCGAAAUGCCACGUUUCCUUUCAAGAGGUCAGAAACAGUUCACCACAGAGGAGGCUAAUUCAUCCCGUUUAGUCACCAAGAUUCGAUGGAUUGUGGAAUCUGUGAAUGGACGCAUCAAGCAGUGGAAAUUUCUCCAAAACAUUGUCCCCAACAAUCAGAUACCAUACAUUGGAGACUAUGUGCAGUUGAUUUGUGCAUUAUGCAACAGGUACCUUACACCACUAAAUAGAGGAGACUCGGAGGAGGAUCAACUGCUUGGUGCAAAGAUGAAGGUGCUGGCCAGCAAGCAGAACGGUUUACAAGAGCGCGUCAUCAGUGAAAGGCUGGACAGACGAACAGGUGUGUGGGUCAAGCUUGAUGCCUCUGAAGUGGUACCACAGUUCCCGAAGUUGUCUGAGGAAGAUGCGCGAAACAUAACAUUUGGUGUGUACCAACUGAAACUGGCUCAAAGUUACACCCAGGAGCAUUUGACUGAUGAUGGAGAUUACAUCAUCAUGGCCAAUGGUGAUAUAUCCAACAUUGUUCGAGUGCAGAUUCAGAGUAGACAUAUCUCCUCGAAGAAGUACAUGCUCUGGAUCCAGUAUGAUGAGGCCUAUGUUACCAGCUGGUAUUGUCAGUGUCGGGCUGGAGCCAGAGUCCUUGGUACAUAUGCGCACGUCUCUUCUGCUAUCUGGUACUUGGGUUUUGCCAGACACCAACCUUCCAUAAGUGGAGUCAGGAAUUAG
Messenger RNA from Pecten maximus, 2781 nucleotides. RefSeq lists its product as uncharacterized. NCBI's taxonomy places the organism in Eukaryota, Metazoa, Mollusca, Bivalvia, Pectinida, Pectinidae. Bases 1 to 2781 code for a protein of 926 amino acids. The record is from RefSeq and is a predicted model, not a curated record. The transcript is spliced from 7 exons.